Aspergillus aculeatus ATCC 16872 is the source of this 2595-nucleotide messenger RNA. RefSeq lists its product as uncharacterized. Lineage: Eukaryota; Fungi; Ascomycota; Eurotiomycetes; Eurotiales; Aspergillaceae. The record is from RefSeq and is a predicted model, not a curated record. The transcript has 2 exons. The coding region runs from base 1 to 2595 and encodes 864 amino acids.
AUGGUUCUUCUGCGACUCGGAGUUAAAGUUUUUGCUCGCGAGCAAUUGCAGGCACCAUCGUCCUCGACUGAUCGCGAUGGCUUAGGUCAAGGCAAGCAUGACUUCCGAGAUCGUGAGCUUGAUAGUUACUUGAUUGUCCUUGAGAGCCCGGAGGAGACAAAUCUUGGUGAAUUGGCUCAGAUCAUUCGCGAGAAAUGGAAAAAGCGAAGGCCAGAUGCUGAGUCCCUCGAGAUCAAAAAGCUGCUCGACGAUGAGAACGACACCUACGAUCUCGAUGCAGACUUGAGUGUAGCUGAUGUCUUCGUUAAUCAAGGCAAGGCCCGUCAGGACGCCUCGGAUCAGCGCGCCACUGUCCGUGUUAUUAUGAAGCCUACCCAAUACACACCUGUCCGUCUUCCGUCCGUCACUCACGACUGGGAUGCUCUGGCGGAAGAUGCCGAGCGCCAGAGACUCAUCAAAAAAGAGAUCAUACGGAAGGAGAUGAGUCAAAUUCCGACCAUCUAUGAAGAUCCCCGGGAUACCCUCAAUUUCGAGUCGACUAGCAACCGCGCGACGUCGUCAGCAUGGAGUGCUCAUGAAAAUUUGGUGCGCACGAGCGACAUUCCUGUCUCCUCCGUGGAAGCAGAGGAUCUUCACGGAUCACCUUUACACGUGGCCAAACCACCUAUUUCCCGACAACAGCAGCAUCAUGUUGUUGCGCCAACCCCUCCGCGCAACCGGGCGGAAAGUCAAGAGUUGGGCGAUUUGCACCGCAGCUCAAGACCCUUCAAGACACACUUCUCACUUACAAGAACCGGCUCAAGGCAGGUGGUUGCGCCGCAUUCUAUAAUCGAGGAGGAAGCAGAGCUUAUGCAUGGCUCGCCGCGAAGAACCAACGGCGAACAAAAGACUCACAAUAAAAGCGAGGUUAUGGAAAUUGUCAUCGACGAGAGUGAACCAGAGAAUCUCGAUGAAGGCAGAAUAAACCCAGAACGGGAUAUCACGAUGAGUGAAGCUGGAGCAGAGAAAGAAAACCUGUCUGUCCCAACUCCUGCCAGGACCAAAAAACCGAAUGUCAACGGCACCGCUGAUAUAAAUGGUGCUCUCGAACAACCCAACGGAUUACGGAAACGGAAGUUGAGCCUGGAAAGCCUGAAGCCGAACAAAGAGCCGCGACGACAGGAGCCUGAGAGUCCAAACGCAAUGGAAGACGACCUUGUAUGCACUUCGAGCAAAGCCGAAGCGAGUCCCUCGACGCCACGCCGUCGCGAUCGGGCCCCAUCUUUCUCUGGUGCUGGGCGACGUCUAAGCUUCGCGGAGUGCUCGCCUCGGGCGCCACCUAAACCUGGUCUUGGGCUGGGCAUCACGAGUAGCCCUUCUGGCGAGCAAUCGGCAACGCGUGUUGACACUCUCGGACCCCCCUCGCGUACUCAGAAAACCCCGACAAAGCUUGCGACACCGGUUAAACCAGCCCGUUCUACCUUGUGCAAGGACGAUGCCGCUCACGAUUUGUCUGGCCGUCGCUCAGUGUCAUUUGCGGAUAGUUCUGAUGUAAUUGUGACCAAGUCUGGGCCAGCGCCGGUGUCUAGUCAAAAAUCAUCAAGCACUGGCUCCAUCAAGAAAGAGGUCGCAGACCGGAACACGAAAGCUUCUACCAAGCGCCCUGUGAUAGCCCAGUCUAUUGCGAAGGAGAAUGCCAAACAACCUAAAGACGACAUCUUUGACGAAGGCGAAUACAGAAUUUAUGCAACGGAGGCACGACAGACGCUCGAGAAAGCCACGAAGCAGGGUUGUUUGAACAAAGGCAUUCAAUUAUUGAAGGCAUUCAUGGAAACAUGGGAUACACUUCAGAAGCUCGGCAGGCGGAAGAGCAAUGUAUCUGCUAGAAAAGAGCUAGAAAAUAAGCUCCGAGACUUGCGCCAGCAGAUCGAGAAAGUCGGCCCGUUGAGAUCUCUGCUCACACUACCUUCGAAGGCAAAGCCCGCCACACAGCCAUCUAACAAAAUCGAGCAUCCUCGUUCGGCAUCAGCCGGAACUCAAAGCGCGACAAAGCUCAAGGGCGUAUCAAUUCAACGACCAGCGCAAGGAGGUUCAGCUCAGCGGGUGCAGCAGUCCUUGUCAUCGACUCCAAGCCGUAGUUCACAGGCAAAAGAGAGCUCAUCCACUACCAAGCUCGACCUCACUGCAUCCAGUUCAGAAUCCGAGUCGGAGUCAGAUGCAAGCUCAAACUCAAGCUCAGACUCAGAGUCUGAAGAUGAAGAAGACGACAGCCCCCCACCUUCGUCGCAAAACGUCAAGCAUAUGCCCAAUCCGUCGUCGCCUUUCAAGUCCAAGUCCCCCAUGCUGCCCCAACCCCCAGCUACGACUGUCACAUGGUCCCACGCCCGUGGGGUGCCUCAAGCAACCCAUUGCACACUGAAAGAACUAGCCGCGAGACGUAAGAAGGAACUAGAAGAGGAGAAGAAGUCUAGAGAGAGAGAGGCUACCAAGAAUCUUCAAUCGAAGACCCCAGCCAUACCCGGAGCCGAUGACGAUAGUGAGAGCGAAGACGACAGUGAAAGUGAAAGUGAAAGUGAGAGCGAGAGCGAGAGUGAAAGUGAGAGUGGCAGUAAUUGA